Brienomyrus brachyistius is the source of this 747-nucleotide messenger RNA. RefSeq names its product PDZ and pleckstrin homology domains 1 (gene pdzph1). The record is from RefSeq and is a predicted model, not a curated record. The transcript is spliced from 6 exons. The coding region runs from base 151 to 711 and encodes 186 amino acids. Lineage: Eukaryota; Metazoa; Chordata; Actinopteri; Osteoglossiformes; Mormyridae.
ACCCAGUCCGGUUUCCUCAAGGGCUGGAGGAAAAGGUGGUUUGUUCUCAAGCAUGACAGCUACCUCUACUACUACAGGCACAAGAAGGACGAAGGUAAGAGCAAAGCGCUGUCAUUUCUGAAGUUAGAGGGAGCAGAUGUGGAGCCUGACAUGAGCCUGGGAAAACCACAUGUUUUCAGGUGCUGCCCAGUGUCUCGAAGUCGGGUCUAUUACUACUGUGCGACGUCCAACCAGGAGAUGAAAAGGUGGUUGGAGGUUAUGAACAGAGCAGCCCACCCAGUACCUCAGAAACACGUGUGGGUGGACGUCACCCGCCACAACGCCAGCCUGCCACCUCUGGCCAUCAAGAAGCCUGAAUGCCUGGGCCUUUUACACCAGCUGGACAAGGAAAAGGAUGUCUGGGUGCAGUACUACUGUAUACUAAAGGAUGGCUGUCUUUAUUUUUACACUGGAAUUCGCUCCACCUCUGCUCAGGGGGGAAUCUUCUUGCAUGGAUAUGCUAUUAGAGAGCAGCCAUUGGGAUCAAAGAGAUCCACUAUUGAGCUGAAGCCGCCAUCUGAGGAGUUCAAAACUUUCUACCUGUGUGCAGAGAAUGCUACGGAAAACAGAAGGUGGAUUUUGGCACUGAAAGUAUCAAUAAGCAAAUGGCUACCUUUGCAUGAGGCAAUUAAGGACUACAUGAAAUGCCCACCAGAAGAAACAAGAAUGUAGAUGUCACUGACUAGUGUAAAUGUGUUACUUUGCUGA